AGAAAAGUGAAGAAGGGAAGCAGUAAGCAAGCACUAAGAAAUUUCAGCGAUGCUUCCUCGGAAUUUCAAACAUACUUCUUAGAACUUUCUCUGGAAAAAAAAUGCAGACAAGGUACAUGGAAAGAUCUAGUAGUAUGGCGGCAAGAGAAAAACGGCUUUUAGAUCCAAGUAGUAGUCAGGAAGCUCAGCCUGACAGGAAACGCCCUGCUCUUGCCAGUGUUAUUGUUGAAGCUCUAAAGCUGGACAGUCUGCAGAAACUUUGCUCAUCAUUGGAACCAAUUCUUCGGAGAGUUGUCAGUGAAGAAGUAGAGCGUGCUUUGGCGAAAUUGGGCCCUGCCAGGCUUAACGGAAGAGUUUCUCCAAAAAGAAUUGAAGGUCCUGAUGGAAGGAAUUUACAGCUGCACUUUAAGUCCAAGUUAUCGCUACCCCUAUUUACAGGAGGAAAAAUAGAGGGAGAGCAGGGUGCUGCAAUCCAUAUUGUCUUGGUCGAUGCAAGGUCAGGCCAUGUUGUAACAUCAGGUCCAGAGUCCUCUGUUAAAUUAGAUGUUGUUGUGCUCGAAGGCGAUUUUAACAAUGAGGAUGAUGAAGGCUGGACUCCGGAAGAAUUUGGUUCUCAUAUGGUGAAAGAACGUGAGGGAAAGAGGCCACUUCUUACUGGGGACUUACAAGUGACACUGAAGGAAGGAGUUGGAACCCUUGGGGAGCUGACAUUUACUGAUAACUCUAGUUGGAUUAGGAGCAGAAGAUUUAGACUUGGUCUGAAGGUUGCAUCAGGUAGUUGUGAUGGUGUUUACAUCCGUGAAGCAAAAACAGAAGCCUUCACAGUUAAGGAUCACAGAGGAGAAUUGUACAAGAAACAUUACCCACCCGCACUUAACGAUGAAGUUUGGAGAUUGGAAAAGAUUGGGAAAGAUGGAUCAUUCCACAAGAAGCUUCUUGAAGCCGGAAUAUCCACAGUUGAACAUUUCCUGCGACAUGUAAUGACAGAUCCACAGAGGCUUCGGAAUAUACUUGGUAGUGGAAUGUCAAAUAAGAUGUGGGAGGUGCUUGUAGAGCAUGCAAAGACCUGUACCCUGAGUGGAAAAGUGUAUAUAUACUAUUCUGAUGAGCUAGAGAAUGUUGCAGUUGUCUUUAACGAUAUCUAUGCAUUAAGUGGUUUGAUUGCUGAUGGGCAAUAUCAUUCAAUUGAUUUUCUUUCCCCCGGUCAGAAGAUUUUUGUGGACAACUUGGUGAAGGAGGCAUAUGAAAAUUGGGCAAAUGUCAGAGAAUAUGAUGGAAAAUAUCUUCUGGACUUUCCUCAAAACAAAAAUUCAGCUGUUUCCCAAAACGAUCACGUGAAUAGCUUACAAGACCAGCCAAACUCUUUUGAUCAUCUUGGUCAGCUCUGUCUACAAAGCCUUCCAGCCUCAGUUCCUGCCGAGCAUCCUUAUACGAACGCGGGAUUGACCCUUGGAGGUCAUAACAACGAUAUUGGUAGCAGCUAUACCAUGCAAUCACAGAAUACGGAUCUCAAUGUCGCUAUACAGUUAGAUGGCAAUAGCUUUGCGUUCCACACAACACAACAAGCUCAGCCAUCCGGAACCCAGAAUACCCUCACCCUUUGUCCACCGCAGUUGAAUACGCCUAGCUUACACUCUGUCGCUACACCAAAUCUUUCUAUUAGGGGAUAUGAGGAUAUAACUGAGGAUGACAUCCGCAUUCAAAGUCAUGAGAUACUUGAAAAUGAAGACAUGCAAGACAUGCUUCGAAUGUUCAGUAUGGGUGGUCAUGGUUCCUCGUCCUUUAAUAUCACUGACAAUAAUUUCACAUUCACACCAUACACGCCUUUUAACUUAGAUUUCCAAGAGGAUCGUAGACGUUCAUCUGGUAAGGCUGUUGUUGGGUGGCUCAAACUUAAAGCAGCUCUAAGAUGGGGCAUCUUCAUCAGAAAGAAAGCUGCUGAGAGAAGAGCACAGAUUGUAGAACUCUUUUAGGUAUGGUGGCCUCUGUUUAUGGCAAUACUAUGGUGUUUCAAGAAUGAGUUCAUGUUAACCGGGGUUCUAAUCAGUAUCUACUCAAGUUUUUACUUUUGGAACAGAAUUUGUGGGAUGAUUCCAUAUAGUCUCAAAGUUACCAAGUAUCCAAUAAGCGUUUGGGAAGAUUAUAUUGCCCAGUGAAGUGCCUGUUCAAUACUUAGCAUUGGACAAUAUCAAUCAAUAUAGUGUGCAAGAUUUUAACUUGUUUCUUUUUCAAAGCCUAGUGUUAUCCCAAAGAUUGUGCCAAACAUUCGCCAAAGCCAAACCUUUCGCAGGACGAGGUAUAGUAUCCUCGAGGAAAUUGCUCACCGCCCAGCUUGAAUGGCCAGAGUGGUGAAUGUUAGGAAAUGGGCAGCCAUUUGUCUUCUUAUUGCAAGCAUAGAUCUCUUUUAUAGUUACCAGUGUUGUAUCUGUAUUACUAUGUUUUGUUUACGUUGUAGUUCUACAUAUUUUACCAGUGUUGUACCUAGUUGCUUAGUAAUGGACAUGUCGCUGGAAGAUAUUAGAAUAUAAAGAGCUUUAUGGCAUAAAUACUUUGAUCUA
Molecule: messenger RNA, 2558 nt
Organism: Olea europaea var. sylvestris
Lineage: Eukaryota; Viridiplantae; Streptophyta; Magnoliopsida; Lamiales; Oleaceae
Product: calmodulin-binding protein 60 C-like
Exons: 9
Coding region: 102-1973 (623 amino acids)
Biological process (GO): regulation of salicylic acid biosynthetic process
Cellular component (GO): nucleus
Molecular function (GO): DNA-binding transcription factor activity; sequence-specific DNA binding; calmodulin binding
Source: RefSeq, a predicted model, not a curated record